Molecule: messenger RNA, 2556 nt
Organism: Odocoileus virginianus texanus
Lineage: Eukaryota; Metazoa; Chordata; Mammalia; Artiodactyla; Cervidae
Gene: SLC45A2
Product: solute carrier family 45 member 2
Biological process (GO): transmembrane transport
Cellular component (GO): membrane
Molecular function (GO): sucrose:proton symporter activity
Source: RefSeq, a predicted model, not a curated record
UUAAAAAAAAACAAAAAAAAAGCAGGAGAAUAAAUAGAACUAUCUCAAGUAUGGAAGAAAAAUAUUGCAGAGUUGUGGGAGAGUUAGUAAUUUAGAAGGGGCACCCUCUCACUGUUUUAAGUCUAGUUAAUUGACUAGAUGUGUGUGUAUGUAGAAAACCUGUGUUCAAGGAAGGACAGAAUAUUUAUAUCCAGAAAAAGUUUAGAAAAAAUAUUGACUCCUUCAUACUUAACAUCUACAUUAUAGGGCUUUAUUGUCUAAAAGCUAUGUGUGAUUGUCUGUAAAUGUGUGUGUGUGUGUGUGUGUGUGUGUGAGGGAGAGAGAGAAAGAGAGGCAGAGAGAGAACAGUACAAAGCAAGAUUCCUUUAGAAACACAUUCAAAGGAGCCAGAGGGCUCCCAGCUGGCUAAUCUCCGUCAUGCUUUCCUGGCCCCUCCCCCUUCCUUCUCAUCAUAACUUGUGAUCUUAGAGGCAUGAAAGAAUUUGAGCCCCUCCCCCAGCCUGACCGUCUCUGCGGGCGGUGCAGCCCGGCUCCAUGUCAAAUCCAGCUGGGAGGGCGAACCCCAGGGCCACAGAGAGGGUGGUGGGCUUGCAGGCAGGUUCCUCGCCCGGUGGCCAUGGGCGACAAGAGUGGGCAGUCUGCCCUACGCACCUAUAAAUCCCUUGAUGAGGAGGCCCUCUUGGGCUCUGCAGAGCUGCCCAAAAGACCCACGGGGAGCCUGGUUAUGCACAGCAUGGCCAUGUUCGGCCGGGAGUUCUGCUAUGCGGUGGAGGCGGCCUACGUGACUCCAGUGCUGCUCAGCGUGGGCCUGCCCAAGAGCCUGUAUAGCAUGGUGUGGCUCCUGAGCCCCAUCCUGGGGUUCCUACUGCAGCCCUUGGUGGGAUCGGCCAGCGACCACUGCCGGGCCCGGUGGGGCCGCCGGAGACCCUACAUCCUCACGCUGGGCGUCAUGAUGCUCCUGGGCAUGGCCAUGUAUCUCAACGGGGACGCGAUCAUAUCAGCUUUGAUUGCUGACUCAAGGAGGAAGCCGAUCUGGGCCAUAAGUAUCACCAUGAUAGGUGUGGUUCUCUUUGAUUUUGCUGCUGACUUCAUUGAUGGGCCCAUCAAAGCCUACUUGUUUGAUGUCUGCACUCAUCGAGAUAAGGAGAGGGGCCUCCACUACCAUGCUCUCUUCACAGGUUUGGGAGGUGCUCUCGGUUACCUUUUGGGCGCCAUCGACUGGGCCCACUUGGAACUGGGAAGACUGCUGGGCACGGAAUUCCAGGUCAUGUUCUUCUUCUCCUCACUGGUGCUCACUUUGUGUUUCAUUAUCCACCUGUGCAGUAUCCCUGAAGCCCCACUUACAGAUGUUGCAAAGGACAUUCCCCCACAGCAAGCCCCCCAGGACCUUGCCUCGUCAUCAGACAAAAUGUACGAGUAUGGGUCUAUUGAGAAAGUAAAAAAUGGUUAUGUAAACCAAGAGUUGGUGCUGCAGGGAGGAAAAACCAAAAAUCCUGCUGAACAGACUCAGAGGACAAUGACCUUGAGGUCACUGUUGAGGGCCUUGAGGAGCAUGCCCCCUCAUUACCGCUGCCUUUGCAUCAGCCACCUCAUUGGAUGGACUGCCUUCCUAUCCAACAUGCUCUUCUUCACAGACUUCAUGGGCCAGAUCGUGUACCACGGGGAUCCCUACGGUGCCCACAACUCCACAGAGUUCCUCAUCUACCAAAGAGGGGUGGAGGUUGGAUGCUGGGGCUUGUGCAUCAACUCUAUGUUCUCCUCGCUUUAUUCUUACUUUCAGAAAGCUUUGGUUCCCUGCAUUGGAUUAAAGGGUCUUUACUUUAUGGGGUAUUUGCUGUUUGGCCUGGGAACAGGAUUCAUCGGGCUCUUCCCAAAUGUCUACUCCACCCUGGUCAUGUGCACUUUGUUUGGAGUGAUGUCCAGCACCCUGUACACGGUACCCUUUAACCUCAUCGCUGUGUAUCACCACGAGGAGCAGAAGCAACGGGCCCUGGGCGGGGGCCCGGACAGCAGCGGCAGAGGGCAGGGCCUGGACUGUGCUGCCCUCACAUGCAUGGUGCAGCUGGCUCAGAUCCUGGUUGGAGGUGGCCUGGGCCUUCUGGUCAACACGGCCGGCAGCGUCGUCGUCGUGGUGAUCACGGCCUCUGCGGUGGCACUGAUUGGCUGUUGCUUUGUGGCUCUCUUUGUUAGAUAUAUGGAUUAGGUCAAUAAAGAGACAUGGUCCCUAACCUCAGACACAGUGGAGCACAUGGCAUGAAAUCAAUCUAUAUUUAGCUUUGUGGGUUUUUUUUUUUUCUGGAUUGAAGGGCUUUAAUCAAAAGUGUAUUGCACCACAAAUGAAUUUUCUACAGCAGUUUUAGAUAACAAUCCCUAUUUACAACAUGGAGGGUGAGAUCAAGAUCCGAGGCUCAUAUAAAGGGCUCUAUGUACUGUAGCACAGAACGUUCUAUACAAGUAAAAGUGCAUGAAAUCACUUCAGAGUGUUUACUCCACUCUUCCUCUUAAAGCUGAAGGAGAUUCAACAUGCAGGAGGAAAGGCUAAUCAGAACAAGUCCC